Cladocopium goreaui is the source of this 4276-nucleotide messenger RNA. The record is from the annotation of a GenBank genome assembly. NCBI's taxonomy places the organism in Eukaryota, Dinophyceae, Suessiales, Symbiodiniaceae.
AUGGCGCAGUCGAAACAUGCCAAGGGCGGGGAAAGCCAGCCUUCCACCGUCUAUCCCGUGCACAGCAAACUGGUGCACGCACCGAUUCCUACGAUGGAAGAGGUGACAGCCGCCAAACACCGAGCCGAUGAGGAGGAAAAACGUGCCGCGGCCGCGCAGCAGACAGCGAAGAAACACCUCCAGAAGGCGGAAGCUGCUGCGAAGGAAGCCUCUCAAAGCUCCGAUGACCGGCAGCGUGAGAAGGCCCAGAAGGAGGCAAAGUCUGAAGCCGCGCUGGCCACUGAAGCAGAGCACAACGCAACGGUCAAAAGACUUGAGGCCAAGAUUGCACAUGACAAGGUGCGAUUCAUGGAGAUUCAGUCUCUUCGUGGAGGCUGGCAGACCGAGAGCCCAUCACAGUGGGUGGAGUAUGCAUCUGUGGGAGCUGGCAUUUUCGCGUUGGCUCUUUGUGCUUUCCUGGUACCUGGAAGGUCAAAGACGGCCAAACAAGAACCUUUGAAGGAGCCACUGCUGACCGAGGAACCAGACUGGGCUCGAGAAUCUGGUGAUGAUGAACAUUCAGCUGAGGUUAGUCACUACCAGAGGGUUUUUGGGGUCUCCUGGGUCUCCUGUUCGACAGGUAUCCUUUCGGCGCUACUGGCGAGCGCAAUCAUUGCCAGAUGCUUCGCUGUUUGCGUGCCGACGGCCAGCUCGACUUGCGAGGAAGACGAGGUCACGCUCUUGCAUGCCCGACAGGCCAGUUUGCCGAAAGGAGAGCACCACGAAGAGGUUCAGGCGGAGUCGCAGACGUCAGAAUCGAACCAUGCGCCAGGACCAGCCUCUAAGGAGGAGAUUUCCGUGACAAACGCUGAAGGCGCUGGGCUGUCCGUCACGUCCAAAAGCUCGACAGCUGAUGCGCUGUUGGACGCUGAAAUGGCCACGUUGAUGGGCACUGAACCGGGCUUUCCGGGUUGGAUUGGAAGCAACGUCAGUAAGGCACUCUAUAACUCAUCAGAAAGCUUGCUACUCCAAGUGGGACAUGCUGUACGUGCGUCAAGCUAUUCGGGUGCCAUGGGGAUGUUCAUGGCCUUCACCUUCUUCGCCUUUCUCUGCAGCUGCUGUGCGGUGACGGUCACCCGAGCCUUCAUUCAGGAUCAACGUCAGACCAGCGAGACCUUGGCGCAACAUGAGCGGCGACAGCGCUUACUUCAGAGUUUUGCAAGCAGCGUGCGCACACCGAAGAAGGGACCGGAAGGCAUGCCCAGCCCCACACCGGGCUCGGCAGUGGCAGUGCCACCCACCACGCCCACACGCCGCGCGGGGGUGGGGCUGCGAUCUCCCUGGAGACGUGUCGUGGUGGAUACGCCUUUGGAAGGAGACCGUCUCGGGGUGAAUUUGACGGAGGAUACACUGAUUAUCAUUGACUACACCGAUCCACGUGCUGAGAGUUUGGGCUUCAAGGUGGGAGAGCGUGUGGUUCAUAUCAAUGGGGUGCCAGUCUUCCAACAGCUCGAUUUCCAAAAGGUCCUGUCAGGAGCCUUCCGUGAGUUUCACCGUGCUAGGCAGCCCAUUGUCAUCAGCACCGUCGAACCUGCGUCCAGCUAUCCGAACAACCUGAACUUAUUGCCCGAGAUGGAAGAUAUUUGUGGACGUUGGCAAAUGACCAAUGGCGAGGUCUUCGUGAUCAGUCGUCUACCUGGGCUCCAAUAUCUGCUGAUGACCAUGUUGGCAGGUGGUCAACCCUCCGCCUCAGGUUUGAUGAUGGUGCACAGUGCUGAGGAGCUCCGUUGCCAACUUCUUCGUACCGAUGGCAGCAACUUGGGAGACGUGCGCAUCUGUUACAGGGAGAAUAUGAUGGAAGUGACCUUCAGUUCUGCUCAGGGGGGUACCUGGGGUCAACCCUUAGCAGCCUGGCGUGCCACAGGGGAUGCACCGUCGCCACAACAAACGGGUGUGUCGCUCCCGAGACCAACGGUGCAAUCCUCCCCACCAGAAUCCUUGCCACCCAGUAAAGACAAUGAUCAGAUACUAUGGUUAUCUUACCACUGGUUUAAGAAUGGCUUCCAGUCGCAUCCUAAGCUGGGCUUUCAACACUUGACGUGUCGCUCCAUGCUGUGGAGAGACCUCGCCGGCAUCCAACGGCCAACGGGCUGUGAAGCGGAGGGACGAAGAGAUGUGGUGAAAUGUAGGAAGAGCCAAGAAGAGAUGGCCGGAGUCAAGGCGGACGCCGAGGUCACAAAGGCGCAGCAUGCCGAGCAGGUGGCCGCUUUGGAGGCAAAGUUGAAAGCUGAAGCCGGGACGACGCAGUCAGCAUUGAACCAAAAAGUCACUGCCCUGGAGCAGAAGGUGGAAGAAUCCCAGAUGGCCUUGCAAGCCAAGAGUGAUGAGGCCGCAGCUGCCAAGCAGAGCCUGGAGGAUUUCAAAUCUCAGAUGGCCCAGGCGGACUCGCACAGUGCUGGGAUGGUGGAUGCCUUGCGCGAACGUGAAGAGAAGCUUGCGGCGGCGCAUGCGGAGACCGCCCUGCUGACGGAACGUCUUCAAUUGGCACAAGAGAACUUGGACCGCACCAAAAAGGAAUGCCUCUCCGCACAGGCAGCGGCUGAGGAGGCCCAGAACAUGUACCAGCACGCUUUAUCCAAGGUGGAUCUGAAUGCCGAGGAGGAAAAGGCUCGUGCGGAUCUCAAACAAAAAUCCCUGUCUGCAGCUGAGCAGGAGCUUGAACAGGCCAAACAGGAGGUCUCCAACUUGAGUGAACAGAUGGAGAAUUCCGGUCACAAGUUCGAGAUGGAGAGGCAAAAGAGCGUGGGCUUGAACGAGGCGUUGGCGGUGACGCAGUCACAAGUGAAGGAUCUCUUGGCCAAGGUCUCCUCGGUGACGUCCGCUUCGGAAGUGCUGCAGCAGGAGAAGGCGACAGCAGAAGAGAAGAUCGCGGCAUUGGAGAAGGAGAAGGCCUUGCAGCUCCAAAGCUUGGAAGAGGAGAAGGCCACACAAGGGAAGCUGUCCUUGAAGCUCAGCGACCUGCAACAGGAGUUGGAGAAGUGCAAGGCCAAUCAUGCGGAUGAUGUGCAGCAGCAUGCCAAGAAGAUCCAGGAGGCAGACAGUCUGGCACUUGGUGAGAUGCGGGGGGAGGCGGUGGUGAAGAAGGAUGAGACUUGCAAGGAGAGCAGCAGCAGUUACUACAGUGACUCUGGGGAGGAUGAGAAGGCCGGCAGCGAGAAGCCUGAGCCUAAGCCAGCUGACCCUGUGAAGACGAAGCCUCUGCACUCCGCUGCCAAUGCCAAGGUGGCCACGGCCCCGUCCAAGGCACAGAGCAGCCGCGGAAAACCGCGUCGCCUUGAGGACGUGGCAAAUUUCCUGGAGAAUCAGGCAAAUUUCUUGAGAAGGCAUGCAGCAGAGACGUGCAGCCAAGCUGCCCUUACAGUGUACAUGCUCUGCGUUUUGGAGGAUCACAAGACGCGCUUGGAGCAGGCGAAGCAGGCGGGCACCGAUGCCUUGCAAGCCUUGGAUGCCGUGCGUCAACAGGCAGCAGCCGAGAUCACAGAACACAAGAAGGUGAGUGACGAACACAAGCAGGCCUUGGAAGACCUGCAGGAUGAGAUGAAGAAGCACAGCUCGAACAUCGCCCACAAGGAGUUGGAGGCUGAGAACGAGAAGAACCGCGCCGACUUGGCCGAGUCCAUCGCUGCUUCACGUCAGGAAGAACUGGAAACAGCCCAGAAGUUGGCCGAGAAAGCAAAGGCCACUCUGCAAUCCGUCCGUUCCGAGCUCACCGCAGAAUGCUCCGCCGCCAAGGCUCAAGUGGAAGUGGAGCGCAAGUUGGCUUUGGAAGCUGAGGAGAGUGCUGAAAAGUUCCGCUUGGAAGCACAGGCAGCUCGUGCGUCUGAACAGAAAGCACGCAUUGCAGAGCAAGAGGCCAGAGCGUUGAUCGCCAAGCUUCGCCAGAGUGCCGCUGUGGAGGUGGAUGAUGGGGCGCUCACAGAGAUGCGUAAACAGCUGGCCUCAGCGCAGGGCGAAGCCGAGAAGGCUAAGAAGGACCUGGACGCCCUGCGAGAGGCCAAGGCCUCGCAGAUUAUGAACAGCGAGUCUCCUACUUCCCUGGAGAAGGCGAACGCAUGAGGCCGAAUUUCACGGAGACCGAGGCUCCAGCACACCAAAAAAACUACAAUCGCCAUGAUUUUUCUACCAGAAUCAUUGAGAACGUCAGUCGCUGGCUCUUUUGUGAGACUUUGAUUGCCGCUUAAACAGGGAGCUGAUCUCGGGCGGGUGGCAUGAGCACGAUGUGCCGGGUGAUUCAAAC